Molecule: messenger RNA, 1843 nt
Organism: Lycium ferocissimum
Lineage: Eukaryota; Viridiplantae; Streptophyta; Magnoliopsida; Solanales; Solanaceae
Product: F-box protein At5g52880
Exons: 6
Coding region: 176-1066 (296 amino acids)
Molecular function (GO): protein binding
Source: RefSeq, a predicted model, not a curated record
CAAAUAACCAUUUAUCCCCGAGCAAAGUGAGGAGCUGUAGAAAAUUGAGACCAGAAAACCGAUCGUCUUUGAAUAAGAGGCACAUAUGUUUUUUAUUUGCAAUCGGCAUUUAAACUCACAGCGGUUCCGACUCUGGACACACCACUAUGUAUAGGUUUGGGUUGUAAGAGUAGAAAUGGGAGGUUCAAUGGUGGAGAGGUAUGAAAAGCUAGGGUUAAAGGAGUCGUUGAAUAAAUCGUAUCGUUACCCAAUUGCUUGUGAUGAGCUAAGCUCUAUUCUAAGAAAUGCAUAUUCUAAAGUUCCCAAAUAUUGCCAAUCUCUCUUCUUCCAUGACUCCCUCGCCGCCUUUCAUCUUCUUCCUCAAAUGCAGACACAAGCAGCUAUAGCAGCAGCAAAUGGCCUGCUUCACAGCAUGGAAGCUGCAUUACCAAAACAAAAGAAAGCUUUAGCUGCAUCUGAAUUCAAACAGGCUAUGGUUGCUCAUAGGAGGCGUCGGAAGGUCCAACCAGUGGUGGAAGGUAGGAGCCAACUUCCUCAGGAUGUUCUUGUACACGUAUUUAGUUUCUUAGAUUUAAAGUCUCUUGCUACUGCUUCUUUAGUCUGCAGGUUGUGGUGUGUGGCAGCUAGUGACAACCAUCUCUGGCAGUCUCUACAUAUCGACUUUUUUGGAAAGUCAAGUGACAACCCAAAUAUUAUCAGGCUUACCUACGGUAUGGAGAGAAUUUCUUUUACUCUGGAGAAUACCACUGCAGCUAAUGUUGACUGGAAAGAUGCUUUCAAGCGAGCUUGUAGAGGAACUUCAAGAAAGGUAACAUCCCAGAGGGGCUUUUGCAAGCCGUGCAAUUCAGUUGUUUGGCUGAGUAAUUCCAAGUGUUCCAAUGAAUGCUUUGGGAAAAUUUCUGAUGAACAUCAGAUCAUGCCUGUGUCAAUUGAACAGAUUGUUGCAUAUGUAUUAGAGGAGUCCAUACCUUCCUCAGAUAGUGAUAGUGAUUCAGAUGACUCAGUUGAUGGCUCACUCUUCAAGCUGUGGGCCUAUCCCAGGAGAAUUAGUGAGCCGCAUGAAUGAUGCGGUAGCAUAUAGAAGAUCCUUGUUUAUAUAUCAAAGACAUACUGCAAACAGUUCAUUUUGCUGGGGAUUGAAAGAAAUGAGGUAAAGGAUUGUAAUUAAUGUCCACUUUCAAAUGGCAAAGUUUGAGAAAAUGCUGCAUAUAUCAAUCAAAUGGGACGAUUAAAUAGCCUUCUCUGUUGUUUCGUUAAUUCUGAUGCUUCUGGUUUUGUUGGGGAGCUUUACAAGUUUACAUGAGAUGGUCCACUUACAUCCUUGCUAAGUCAAGAAAUGAAAAUAUCAUGAGUGUAGUAACCUAAUAGCUUUUGGAAUUGGGUUCUCACGCAGAAUGCAACUAUUGAUUGAAGCCGCCUUACCUAGAGAUUGAGGGUUUCAUAUUGUAACCUUGUGCUAUGAACUGUAACGAAAACCAAUAAUGCCAUCCUACGGCAAAAUGAGCCAUUGAGGCAUCAAAGUAUAAGGCAAAUAGCGGGAAAAAACGGAGGAGACAACUCUGAGCCGUCACCAAGUACAUUGCAGAGCAGCAAAUUAUACAGCCAAAUUGAUACAUGAUUUACAGGCUGGUAAUUAGCUCAAUAGUAGUUACAUUACACAUCAGCAAUUAGUUGCUUGAUUAGUUAAAAUUUAGUUGAAUUAGCUAUCGGCGGGAAAGUUAGUUAUAGGUUGUUAGAUGUCCAAUUUACAGUUUUGGCUAUAUGUAGCUAUGAUUCUCAGAAUCGUAAUUCAUUCUUGAUAUUUUCUCUUGAUUAUUAAUACAAGAAUUCUACUCUUCUCUAA